GGAGGCGGGGCCAUGAUGGCGGGGAGGAAGACGAGAAGGGGGCGUGGCUGGCUCAGGGAGCACCGCCCAUCCAGACCCGGGGAACUCGAUUCAGGCAGGGAAGAAUGGUUGAAGAGAAGCGCAAGCCGAGCUGCGAGGGGGCGGCGGCGGCGGCGGCAGCGCCCGAGGAUGGAUCCGCCUGAGGUGUGGGACCCUUAUAGCCGGCCGGCCCGCCGAACCCAAUGGCUGGUGAGCGCCUUGGCUUACCACUACGGGCUGGACCGGGGAGUAGAGAACGAGAUCAUCGUGCUGGCCACGGGCUUGGAUCAGUACUUGCAAGAGAUCUUCCACCACUUGGACUGCGAAGGCGAAGGCAAGAUCCCCGGCGAGGACUACCAGACCCUCUGCUUGGUGCUGGGGCUGCAAGACGACGACGAGGCGGCCGCCGACCCGGAGGAAUGCGCCGGCCUCUGCGAGAACCUCUCGCCCGAGCUGACUUUCCGACAGUUCCACGCCAAGUUGUGCGGCUACUUCAGCACUAAGGCCGGCUGCAAAGCGCCGGACCAGGGCGUCCCGGGGGUGAGCAGGCUACCUCUAGGCAAGGAGAGCGAGCACAUCGAGACCCAGAUUCGCCUCCGCAGUCCGCUUCGCCGCCGGCGGGAGCAAGCUGCGGCGGGGCGCAGGGCGGUGGGCAGAGGCUGCCCGGCGCGGAGCAGCAGCGCUCGGUCGUGCUCCUCCUCGCCGCCCGGGUCGUGCUCCCGGGAAUGCUACGAAGAGAUCGUGGCGCUGGAGCAAGCGGAGGAUCGCAUCGUCAAGCUGGAGGAGGAAAAUGCCAGCCUGCGCGAACUGGUGGAGGACAUGAGGGCGGCUUUGCAGAGCAGCGAUGCCCGGUGCUUGGCGCUCCAGGUGGGAUUGUGGAAGAGCCAUGCACAGCAUAAGGAAAAUGGGACUUGCUUUAUAGGCAGCCGGAGACAACAGGUUAACAAUAGAUUUCAGACUUCCAAGUGCCUUCAGAGUGUUCUAAAGGAAGUUGAAUUAAUCCGAACUUCUAGAGAUGGACAAAUUGAAGAAGCAAUUAGAUUUAACCAAGAACUGGAAAAAGAACUAAGGAACUCUCAUGAAGCCCUCAUGGCCCUGGAAGGUUGCAACCACAGCUUAAAAAGAGAAAAGGCAGAAAUGAGGAAGAAAGUUGAAGAAGCGAGAUGUGUUGUCCUUAACAGCCUUGGAAAAGUAAAGGAGCUAGAAACUAAAGCCCAUAAAGUGUCCCAACUGCAGACCUAUAUCCAGCAGCUAGAAUCUCAGCUACAGUAUUAUAGAUCAGAGAUCUUAAAGUGCCAAGUUCCUUCACAAAGCAACUCAGAACAGAAGGCAAAUGUACUUAUGGAAGGACAAGAUAUCUUAUCACUUACGCAGCAAGAUAGAAGUUCGCCAACUGGUGGUGCAGGAGCAUUGGAAAAUGUGGAAGAUCAAAUGUUUCGUUCUGUGGAAGGCCAGGCUGCGUCUGAUGAAGAGGAAGAGAAAUGGAUAGGAGACCAGCAAUCCCAAAUGGCUGAAGUAAAGAAACUCCUAGCUAGAUUUCCUUGUUGCAAUAGCGGAUGUGAUGACACAACAUGGAAGCAGCUGAGGUCGUCCUUUGGAAAUGCCAGUUGCUGCGGCCAUGAAAACUCCCUUGUGGAAUUAGUCCAACGACUCUCAAAAUUAAAAGAAGACUUUCAAAUGAAAGGGCAGGAAGAGAAACCUCUGGAAACAAAUAUGGAAGAGAUGAAAGGCCCAUUGCUAGGGGAAAUACAACAGAAGGCGGAGGAGUCUGAGCUGAUGAAGAUGGAAUUCCAAAUGUUGGAGACAGAGAGAGUAAGGCUAUCACUGGUGGAAGAAAAGCUCUUGGAUGUUUUACAGCUGCUUCAGCAACUCCGGGAUCUGAACAUUUCUAAGCGCACCUUGGGGAAAAUCUUACUGAACACUUUGGAAUCCUGCUGUGACUCCCAACAUGGAAAACCGCCUAUUGUUGAAGUCCUAGAUGCUCUCUCCCAUGAACUGGCUGCCUGCAAACUCAUCGGAAGCAAGUCUCUUGAGAAAACACCAGGACACCAGUCUUUGUCAAGUUCUUUGGUUAUCUCCUGUUGAGCAAUAAUGCCUCUAUUAUGUUUUGCAAUUAUAACCAUAGGGUUAAAAGUUGCAAUCCAAAAUCAUGGAGGGUUCUGCCACCAUUUAUGUAAUGGUCCAAUGCAAGAGAUGGAAUGAUAAAAUAAAUGGCAUAAAUAUAAAGAGAUAGGCAAAUAGAACAGAAAAUCCAGGGUUAUCUGUACAGACCGGCAAUGAGCCUUGAAUAGAUUUUGAGAGAUGGAUCUCUCAUCCUUUCUUAUGGGACUUUAUACAGUUGGAUAUAUGAUUUGAGAUUUGAGAACCUAUAAUACAACAUACAUCUGAAACCUGAAAUUAUAUUCAAUAUUUCCAAAGUCCCCCAAACUCUCAUUUAAUUUACAAUUAAAUUUUAUCCAGUAUUUACUCCUUAUGGCAUUAAGUGGCACCUGAAAUCUCUAAUUUACCAGUAUCAUUCAUACACUACAAUUAGUCCAUACUGUAAUGACUCUAACUGGGAUGGUCAUUUCUAUUACUAAGCAAAAAUUCAUAUAAACACUCUGCUUAUGAUUAUUAAGCAAAUGGUCAUUAAGUGAGAUAUUAUGUGACUAUGACUUAUUACUUCCUGCUGGCUUCCCCAUUGGCUUUGCUUGUUACAGCCAGCUGGGAAGGUGGCAAAUGGCAAUCCCUUGACUAGAGGUAUGGUGAAACAGUUAUAAGUUCAAGAGCCAAUCAUAAGUCAAUUUUUCAGCACUGUCGUAACUUUCAACAGUUGCUAAACAAGUGAUUGUUAAGCAAGGACUACCUAUAAUUUAUCAUAUGUAAAAUAAUACAGUAAUAUUAUUACCCUGUAGAAAUUUACUUUUCUGAACAUAGCAGAGAAGAUUAAUUUGCAUUUUUAAAUAUUAUUCCAGUACAGUUCUUUUCUUGAGCAUUUCCUUGGUGGCCCAAUGCUACACAUGAAGAAAAUAAAAUUAAAAAGUACCUAGAAGGAUUAUACGUUAAAGGAGGAAUAAAGCUGACCUGAAGUCUGCAGGAAUUACUUUAAGCUAUUGCAUCUGGACUGCAACAUUUAUACAAGGGCACCAAAAAGAUUCCACAUCUACAUCUACAGUAUUUGUAGCCCUUUGUUUUUUAAUGGAAUCAUAACAACUUUCCAUUGGAGUUAGGUGCAAAAUGGGACCAGGAAAACAAGAAACAAAGUGCUUUGGAAGAGGAUGUAAAAGAAGCAGAUUGUAAUUUUUUCACACACAAAAAUCCACUCUUUGUUUUGUUUUCUGUUUGGAUGAGAGCUACCAUACUUUAGUUAUGGUAUUAAGGGAGAAAUGCUGUUCAUCUACCACAACCAUUCACAUCGUCUCUAUCAGUACCUCCUUAUCUUCCAUCUGUCUAUUCCUGCCUUUCAGUAAUCUGUAAAAUAGUUACAGGUUGUUGUUAUUGCAUGUACUUGGAGGAACUUGGGUGUUAAAAUAAUCUGACUGAACGAUAUAUGUAUGGCUACUUGUAAACAUAGAGUUUAUUUUAUUCUAGAAUUAUGUCUGCAUUUUUUUUUUACUGGAAAUUUACAAAUGUAGUAUAUCUUGGUAUGACCUUUUGACUAUUAUCUUCAACCCUAGUAAAAUGUAGGUGAUUAUAUUAAGUCACCUUGAUUUUUAAAAAAAAAUAAUGCUAGUGCAGCAAAAAAGGGGGGAGGGUAAUAGGAGCUAGACAGAAUCACAGGAAGUUUCUGAUUAUAUCUUUGAGGAUAUACAGUAUACAGUACUUGGAUUCUUUAAGUGGUAUUCCUUCCCAUUACCUAUCUUUGUAAAGUAUUCUGGUCUAUGUCCUGGCCUAACUUUUCAGUCAGCUCAGAGUAGACACUAGCUCUAAUUCAGUCAUUGUUCCUUGUGCAGUUUCACUGAUUUUUCAAGGAUUCUAGAUCCUUGAUAUUAAUAAGGUGCAGUCAGCUGCCUCCUGAUUUUUUUAGUUCAUGAGAAAUUUACGUUAAAGCUUUAGAAUUUCUGCUGAAAUUCAGGUGAUUGGUGGCAAUCAGAUGUAAGAGAGAGGCCAGCGAACCUGGUGCAUGCUUCCCUUGGCCUGUUACAUAAUCAGGAUUUAUGAAAAUGGCUUAUCUCCAAAACAUAUGAAAGAUGACUCAUAACUGAAAGCUUGAUUAUCUCAAUAUGAAACUAUUGAUCUGGUUUGAAGAUCAUGCUGCCCCGUGGCUUAAGCAUGAUGCCAACUUGGCUGAGUUUGGUCAGUGUGCUGUGCUUAGACAACUUUCAGUGGCUGAAUCACACAAUUUGCAGACCCAAACCCAACAUUACAGUUUAGCACACCUUGAUUUUUUUGUCUCUAUUUCAGGUGCCCCUGGCAAUCAUUGGAUAAUAAUGUGAUUUAUAACACAUGCACUACAUUAUAUUUUCCAUCUCCGUAGUUUCUUUAUUUUUGUUCUGUAUAUUUUAAUCACCUUCCUUCAUGGCAUGUUUCUGGAAAUUCCAUUGUGUGCUACAAUUUAUAAGCUUUCAGAUAGAUUAAUAAAGUUAUUCUCACAAUAUG
Molecule: messenger RNA, 4596 nt
Organism: Crotalus tigris (Tiger rattlesnake)
Lineage: Eukaryota; Metazoa; Chordata; Lepidosauria; Squamata; Viperidae
Gene: EFCC1
Product: EF-hand and coiled-coil domain containing 1
Exons: 8
Coding region: 13-2103 (696 amino acids)
Molecular function (GO): calcium ion binding
Source: RefSeq, a predicted model, not a curated record